Iphiclides podalirius (scarce swallowtail) is the source of this 1431-nucleotide messenger RNA. The record is from the annotation of a GenBank genome assembly. NCBI's taxonomy places the organism in Eukaryota, Metazoa, Arthropoda, Insecta, Lepidoptera, Papilionidae.
AUGACUAAAAAAACGAACAGGGCCGUGCAGUAUUUUGCCGGCAUUUGUGCAUCGUUUGCGUUUACAUUAACUGGAGCUACUAUUUCGUGGCCGUCUCCUGUGAUUCCAAAGUUCAAAAGUGGCCAAGCAAAUAUACAACUCACAGACGGGCAGAUAUCAUGGAUUGUGGCAUUGGCGGCGUUGGGUGCCCUGCCUGGUUGUUACGUCGGCCAGGUCCUUAGCGAGCGUGUUGGGCGAAGGCGAACGAUUCUUUGUGCUGCCUUGCCGGGAAUUGCAGGUGCGACGAUGAUCUUAUUCACGAAAAUUGCUGAGAUAAUGUAUGUCGCGAGGGUGUUGAUGGGAAUAUCGAACGGGAUUACCGCAGUGGUGACGAUGAUUUACCUAACAGAAAUUGCUGACAAGGAAAUUCGAGGUGCCCUAGGCAUGUUAGUCCAGGUGAUGAUAAACCUCGGAGCUCUUGCCAUGUACGGCAUAGGGCCGUUCGUGUCCUAUAAUGUUGUUAAUUCUAUUUUAACAACAAUACCUGUAUUAUAUCUGCUGGUUUGCCUAUGGAUACCCGAAUCGCCGUACUAUCAUUUGAAAAAUGACAGAUUCGCGGCCGCUAAGAAGGAAUACAUGGUCAUUAAAGGAUGCAAAGAUGGGAAGACUGCAGAAGAGGAGUUGAGGAUAAUCCGCGCCCAUGUUAGAGAGAGUAUGGAGAACAAGUCAACGAUGAAGGAACUCUUUUUCAAGGACAAGUAUAGAAGAACUGUGUAUAUAAUAAUAGGUCUCAAGGUGUUGCAGUACAUGACGGGCAGUUUGGCGAUUCAGUCGUAUUUAGAAAUAAUCUUCCGACAGAGCAGUUCAGUGUCGGGGCCUUACGCAAGUAUUGUGUACGGAUUCGUUCAGAUGGGAGCCGGCGUGGGCGCAACGUUUCUGGCCGAUUACUUCGGCAGGAGAAUCCUAAUGAUCGUGUCGUGUCUAGGCGUUGCGGUUUCGUUGAGCGUCGUAGGGCUGUACUUUUACUUACAGGACACUGCUAGGGUGGACGCUGGUACGUUAGCCGCGCUCUCCUCCGUCCCCCUUAUCGGCGUGCUAGCAUUCAACAUACUCUACGCGUUCGGCAUCGGCAACAUCCCUUACAUAAUGCAAGCGGAACUGUUCCCGAUAAACGUGAAGACGGUGGCGUCCAGCUCCGCCACGAUGCUGGCGUGCGUUUUGAACUUCGCGGUAACGAAAUCCUACCAAGGGAUCAAAGACCUGUUCGGCCACUACACGGUGUUUUGGGCGUUCGCGUCCGUAGCGUACCUGGGCGUCGUCUUCAUCUACAUGUUCGUACCAGAGACGAAGGGGAAAACGCUUGAGGAAAUACAGGACAUAAUGCAGGAGAGACAUAUAGAAAUGGAAAUGUUAAACAGGUACGUUGGAGACGUGAAAGACGAAACGCGCAGU